AUGGACCGGGAGCGCGGACAGGCGGCGCGGGAGGCGCGCCAGAGCCUUCUCAAGUUCUUCGGCCACCGCAGCUGCGCCACGCUGGUCCAGCCGGCCAGCGACGAGGGGCACCUCCAGAUGCUCGACAGCGCUCCCUACUCGUCCCUGCGCCCCGAGUUCAAGGCCGGGGUGGAGGCACUGCGCGGGCAGCUCACGAGCGCGUGCCGCGCGAGCCCCAAGACCGUGGGCGGUCAGCCCAUCGGCUGCUUCGGUUUUGUCCAGAUGGUUCGGCAGCUGGUCGACGCCAUGAACGACAGCAAGAUGCUCGACGUCGGGGGCGCGUGGACGGCCGUCCAGCACACCGCCUGCCGAGGCCUGAUGGACGAGCUGCGAGCCUCGGGCUCCCAGACGCUCCGAGUCCUUGCCUCAGGGCAGCAGGUCCCGGGCGGCGCGCAGCUGCCGCUGGCGGACGAAACCUUGCGCGCUGUCCUGCGCGACCGCCGCCACGCGCUGAAGGCGCAGUGGGACGAGAGGGCGGUGGGCGACGAGGCGGUGCGCAAGGAGUACUGGCAGGAGCUGAAGGAGGCGCUCGCCCGCGAGGAGCAGCAGGUGCGCACGCAGAACUCCCGCCUGGCGGACCAGCGCUUCGUGCAGAUGCUGCGGGGCUGGCAGGAGUGGCUGGACGACGACGCCGGCGCCCAGGAGGCCGGCGAGCGGCUCUCCGAGGAGAUGGGCCAGCUGAUGGAGCGCAUGCCCGCCGCGCCCCUGUCGAGGGGUGGGCGGCAGGCCAUCGAGGCCGCGGCGCGCCGCGUCGCGGCCGCCCGCACGGCGGUGGCCGCCACCCUGGAGCAGUCCAGCGAGGCCCAGAGGAUCGGGGCAAUGGUCUGGGGUGAGCAGGCCGCCCAGAAGGAGGGCGAGGUCCUCUCGGAGCUCGCGGCUCACCGCGCCGAACUUGUCGGGGUGCAGGAGAGGGUGAAGCGGGCCCAGCACGCGGAGCGCGACGCGCAGAACGGCCUGUCGUCCGUGAGGGCCGAGCUGCACGAGGCGAGGGCCCAGCUCCAGGCCGCGCUGAAGGACGUCGAGGACGCGCGCCUCCGCGAGUCCGAGCUCGCCGGCCAGCAGGCGAGCCUCUGCGAGAAGCAGGCGGCCCUGCGAGACCAGAUGGAGCAGGCUCGCGCCAGCGUCGCGGCAGCGGAGGCCGAGCGCCUCGCGAGCGAGCGCGUCGCCAAGGCCGCAGCCGACGCCACCGCAGCGGAGCACCAGCGCCUCUCGCAGGAGGUGCAGGCGGCCCGGGCAGAGGCGGAGCGCUUCGCCGACCUGCUGGCCAGCGAGCGCGCUGUGCUUCGCAGCGAGCACGACAGGGCGCGCAGCGAGCAGGCGCAGAUGGUCGACGACGCGCGGCGGCAGCUGGAGUCCGAGAGGACCACGCUGAAGGGCGAGAGCCAGAAGACCCGCGCCGAGCGCGAGCGCAUGGUGGAGGAGGCCCGCAGGCAGCUCGAGCAGGAGCCGCGCCCGCCACGCCGAGGCCCUGGAGGCCGAGCAGCAGCGCCUCCUCGAGAAGGAGCGGGGCGCGGGCCUCCUGGAGGGCCAGGUGGCGACGCUCAGCUCGGAGGCCUCCUCCCUCCGCGACCGCAUCGCCGAGAUGCAGGUGACGCUGCGCGAGGCGGAGGCCCAGGCGGCCCAAGCAGCGUCAGGAGAUCGACCGCUGCCGCUCCGACGCCCAGAGAGCGCGCGCCGAGGCGGGCAGGGCGCAGCAGCAGGCUGGCAUCGACUCGGCCGCGCUCAAGGCGGGGCACGAGGCGCGCAUGGAGGAGGUGCUGGGCAGGGCGAGGAAGAAGAGCUGCUUCCGCACCAGCCAGGGCAGGCACGCCAGGGCGGCGGGCGCGUGAUCGCCCGCGCCGCGCGCCUGGCCACCCGUCGCCGCGGCGCGGCACGCGCCGCGCGGAAAGCACGGCAGAAGCCGAGGCCGAGGGCUCGGAGCGUGCUGGGACGCUCUCGGGGCGUCCCGGCGCGCUCGGGAUCGGCCGCGGCGCCGGAGGCGUCCUCCAGGGCCGCCCGCUCUCAGAGGUCCUGGGCUGUCCCUGCCUGAGCAUCUGCUCUGCCUGCCGCCGUCUUGGGGGAGAGUUGCUGCCGCCAUUUUGCCCUGGCCCGCCUGCUCGGCCAUCGGCAAUGAACGUUCGACUGCGCCCCCGGCAGGCAAUUCGUCUUCUCCCUCUUCCUCCGACCUUCCGCAGAUUUCUCCUGCCGAUCCCUCUGGACUCUUCUCCGCAGCGCCCAUGCCGAUCUUUCUACUUCGACGUCGCCCCUGCACGCAGUCCAAAUUCGGCGCGCCGUGCGCGCGCGCGCCUGCCGCGCGCGGGCACUGCCGUCGCGGGAAUUCACCCUUAG
Molecule: messenger RNA, 2367 nt
Organism: Prorocentrum cordatum
Lineage: Eukaryota; Dinophyceae; Prorocentrales; Prorocentraceae
Source: the annotation of a GenBank genome assembly